Messenger RNA from Olea europaea var. sylvestris, 924 nucleotides. RefSeq lists its product as uncharacterized. The transcript has 2 exons. NCBI's taxonomy places the organism in Eukaryota, Viridiplantae, Streptophyta, Magnoliopsida, Lamiales, Oleaceae. The record is from RefSeq and is a predicted model, not a curated record. Bases 1 to 924 code for a protein of 307 amino acids.
AUGUAUGUUCAUUGCUUUGCUCACCAGCUUCAGUUGACAAUUGUAUCUGUAGCACGUAGGAAUUGUAUGCUCGGUGAUUUUUUUGACAUACUUGCUAUUAUUGUGAAUUUGGUUGGUGCAUCAUGUAAGCAUAUAGAUUCUCUUCAAAUAAGUUAUCAAGCUAAUAUUCUGGAGAAGCUUAAUAUUGGGGAACUUACUUGUGGAAGUGCAAUUACAGACGACAUUUCACAAGCCUUACAGAAAAAGGAUCAGGAUAUUCAGAAUGCUAUGAGGUUAUUGAAUUUGUGUAAGUGUGCAUUACAGAACUUGAGAGAGAAUGGUUGGGAUACUUUGUUGAGUAGGGUGAUUGAGUUUUGUGUUGAUAGACAUGUUUUAGUGUUCAAUAUGGAGGAUAUUGUACUAGUGAAAGGUCGACCUAGGCGUGUAGCUCAGCAGGUGACUUAUUUUCAUCAUUUUUAUGUUGAUUUGUAUUGUCAUAAGAUAGACUCAAUCUUGCAAGAGUUGAAUGAUCAUUUUCCAGAAACAACUACUGAGCUCUUUACUUGCAUUUCAUGUUUAAGUCCAAGAGAUUCAUUUGCAGCUUUCGAUAAGGAUAAAUUGCUACGUCUUGCUCAGUCCUAUCCGUUGGACUUCAAUAGUGAAGAGUUUUUAUUACUUAGAACUCAGCUUGAUAAGUUUCUUUUGCUUGUGAAAAUAGACGAAACUUUAUUUAAUCUCAAUAGCAUAUCUUGUGUAGUUCAGAAGUUGGUUGAAACUAGAAGUUCCUGUUAUUUUUCAUUGGUUUAUAGGCUUCUCACCUUGGCUUUGAUAUUACCUGUGGCAACUGCAAGUGUUGAAAGGGUAUCUUCUUCUAUGAAUCUAAUCAAGAAUGAUUUGCCCAACAAAAUGGGAGAUGGCUGGUUGAAUGACAAUUUGGUGGUUUAA